This is a messenger RNA of Arachis duranensis, 2061 nucleotides long. RefSeq names its product CBL-interacting serine/threonine-protein kinase 12. The transcript has a single exon. Gene Ontology annotation, molecular function: protein kinase activity; ATP binding. NCBI's taxonomy places the organism in Eukaryota, Viridiplantae, Streptophyta, Magnoliopsida, Fabales, Fabaceae. Bases 281 to 1795 code for a protein of 504 amino acids. Gene Ontology annotation, biological process: protein phosphorylation; signal transduction. The record is from RefSeq and is a predicted model, not a curated record.
UUGGUGAUGCCAUCUGUGCUCACAAAAUAAAGAAGCUUGACCCGUCCCGUACUUAUUAGUUAUUAACGUUGUCAUUUGAAAAAUAAGUAAAUAUAAAACAGAAGAAGAAGAAAAGAGAUAGAAGCAGCAGCACACGGAAAUGACAUCACUCAAAAAGCUGCACACAGCUUCAAUGGAGCUGGAGUUGAAGUGGUAGUUUCUAGUUCCUACAAACACAGAAGACAGAACUAGUAUAUAUAUAUAUAUUGAAUUUGUUUCUCUUGGCUCGGGAGAAGAAGUGAUGGCUGAGGCAGUGGUGGUUCCCAACAAGAACAAGGAGAGCAGCCUCCUCCUGGGCCGCUUCGAGAUAGGAAAGCUCCUGGGCCACGGAACCUUCGCGAAGGUGUACCACGCGCGCAACAUCAAGACCGGUGAGGGCGUCGCCAUCAAGGUCAUCGACAAGGAGAAGAUCCUCAAGAGCGGCCUCGUCUCCCACAUCAAGCGCGAGAUCUCCAUCCUCCGCCGCGUCCGCCACCCUAACAUCGUCCAGCUCUUCGAAGUCAUGGCCACCAAAUCCAAGAUCUACUUCGUCAUGGAGUACGUCCGCGGCGGCGAGCUCUUCAACAAGGUCGCCAAAGGCCGCCUCAAGGAAGACCUCACUCGAAAGUAUUUCCAGCAACUCAUCUCCGCCGUCUCCUUCUGCCACAACAGAGGCGUCUUCCACCGCGACCUCAAACCGGAGAAUCUCUUGCUGGACGAGAACGGCGACCUUAAGGUCUCCGAUUUCGGCCUGAGCGCCGUUUCUGAUCAGAUUAGGCAGGAUGGCUUGUUCCACACCUUUUGCGGAACCCCUGCUUACGUGGCACCUGAGGUUCUUGCGAGGAAGGGUUACGACGCAGCGAAGGUUGAUAUCUGGUCUUGUGGCGUCGUUUUGUUCGUUCUGAUGGCUGGCUAUUUACCUUUCCAUGAUCGCAACGUUAUGGCUAUGUAUAAGAAGAUCUACAAGGGCGAGUUUCGCUGUCCUAGGUGGUUUUCCCCCGAAUUGUCCAGGCUUGUUGCUAAGCUUCUUGAUACUAAUCCUGACAGGAGGAUUUCCAUUCCCGACAUCAUGGAGAAUCGCUGGUUCAAGAAAGGCUUUAAGCAGAUUAAGUUCCAUAUUGAGGAUGACAAUAAGGUUGUUCAGCACGUUGCUGGUGGUGGUAAUGAUGCUGAUUCUUCAUCUGAUUUGUCAGAAACAGAUGAGUUUGAGGCCGAGGAAAGUGCCAGGAGGAGGAGGAGGAACAGCGCUUUGUUGCCGCGGCCGGCGAGUUUGAAUGCGUUUGAUAUCAUAUCGUUUUCUCCUGGUUUUGAUCUCUCUGGCUUGUUUGAGGAGAAGGGUGACGAGGCGAGGUUUGUUUCCGGUGCGCCGGUUUCCAAGAUCAUAUCGAAAUUGGAGGAAAUUGCUCAGUUGGUGAGCUUCACGGUGAGGAAGAAGGACUGCAGGGUAAGUUUGGAAGGUUCCAGAGAAGGCGUGAAGGGGCCACUUACCAUUGCUGCUGAGAUUUUUGAGUUGACGCCUUCUUUGGUUGUGGUGGAGGUGAAGAAGAAAGGAGGGGAUAGAGAGGAGUAUGAGAGGUUCUGCAACACUGAAUUGAAGCCAGGGUUGCAGAAUUUGACGGUUGAGGACGAAUCCCAACCUCAGUCUCACUCAGAAACUGCAACUGCAUCUUCUUCGCCAUUACCUUCACCCACUGAUGAACUCUCUCAACUGCGUACGCUUUCUGACUCUGCAAUCCACUUACCUUCUGAACUUGAAUCUUUGAACCUAGAUACAUGAAGAGAGCAUGCGUUACCUUUUUGUUCUUUUUUUUUUGUGUGUAUGGUAAAUUUUCAGGAUUUAUAUCCUGCUUUUUUUAGGUUUUCUCCUGCAUUUCCCUGUAAGAAGGCUAAUCUACGAUAUAGUGAAAGGAUGAGCACACGUUUCCACAUUACUUGGCUUAAUUGGCAGAUUCAUGUGUAACUUUGUAACAUCUAUUAGUUUUUCAUUCUUUAUUAGUUUAUUGUAGUUAAUGUGAAAAGAAUAAGAAACCAAUUUCCCGUUAA